CUAGGUAUAUUCGCCCUGACGCCGGAAGCUUGCGACCAGUGUGAGGGAGGAAGUGCGAAAUCAUGGGCCAGCAGAGAAAAAGAAUGGGACUUCCACCUCCGAUCGCUCUCCUCCAACGACAGGGAUUCCUCCGCCGCCAGUGACCCUGCUACCCACCCCUACAUCCUCCAAACCAUCAGGAAGAUCCACGAGAUAUCCAAAGAAGGAGGAUCUGAGGAGCUGGUGGCGCGGGCGUACCCGCAGAUCAACAAGCUAUUCCAGCGAUGCAUCUCGGCGCUGCCGCAGUCGCAGACAUCCCAUGGAGUUCUCUUGCUAACUAUUCUUCAAUUUUUUCUUGAUUUUGGAGAAGUGGUUCUACAUGAUGCUGAUCCUAGUUUAAAGACCUUCUUCUGUUCAUGCUUAAUUCUUUCCUUUACUUCUAAAGCUGAUUGUGUGGAAUGGGAAGAGAUUGGUGAAUGCAUUUAUGAUGCUUUUGCCAGCAAUGAUGUCAACUGGAUCGUUCCUUCCACUUUUCCAUACACUUAUGGAUUUACCAAUACUAGUUGUGGCUUUGGAAAAAAGUUCUGGGUCUCUGGUUGGCAGCAGCAUUGGUUUGAUCCAGAAGAGUGCAGCACCUUAGAUGCUACUUGCUCUAAUGGAUGAAGCUUAUACAGGGUCAGCAAUAGAAGAUCGAGGAGGUGACUCUGGAUCUGAUGAUAAUAAUGGCAUAGAUGUUUCAGACCCUGUGUUUCUUGACUUUCUUAAAGAUGAAAAUGAUGGGAUUACUGUAAAUUAUUAUCCAUCUACCAGUAGCAUGAGGACAGCGGCAGUCAAAAUUGGCAUAUCAUCAUCAUCCCAUAUUGAGAUCAGCUAUAUAAAUCUCAUCCUUUUUUGUCCCAGCUACAUGUCCCACCUUGUCAUAUUAACCUAUCACAUUUCAAAUUAUAUUUUAAUUUAUCAAAAAAAAGUGGCCUAUUUUUUGUUGUCAAUUGCCAAGAUUCUCAAUCAUUGUUUUUAGUCCAUCCGGGCAGGCACAUGGAACUUUCAUAUUGUUAAAUUCUAACCAACAGAGUAACAACAGAAAAUCUAUGAUAUCAAAUGCAGAAGCAUAAUGGUUUUAUACAUUCUGACAUUCUAGGCUUCUAGCUAGUGGUUUUACACUCACUACAAGGUGGUCUAGCAUUUACACUUGCUGCUGCUAGAACUAAACCUAUUCACACAUCUCAUUUCAGGAACACCACUGGACAUCUCCUGCUACGGCUGCAAUAUUACAGGCAGCUAUAAAUAAUUUACACUUGCCUUACUGAUGUGAGAAUGCUGAAUCAAUGAGAGAUUCUAAAUUGAAGUGUUAAAUGAAUUUGAUGGCGAGGUAUAUAAAGCUGCAAAAGUCGAUCCGAUAGCUCAAUUUACAAAACCUAUCGCGGUAAGCUCAUGAUUUUUGGGUGUUAUGUUUAUUGACAUGUUCUUCCUUUGCUAGUCACAUAUGUACUGGGAUCAUGCUGAAGACACUCCCAAGCAAUCGUACAAUAUUCAACCUCAGUAAAGGUAGACUUUGCUCAGAUGCUUGAUGUGGACAGUCUAGGCUUCAACGCAAAGGUGGGAGCUUGGUGGAAUACACAAGUCUUGUUUCUGUUUUAUAUAAGUGUAUUGAUGUAUGUUUAUUUUGAAUAUUACUUGGAUCACCUUAAGCUAUCCUCCUCUGCGUUUGAGUUUUCAGUUUACCUCAUAGUUAUGUAUUUGUUAUAGAGAAUUUGAAGUGCAUAGGAUCUCAAAUUUAUAUGUUACCAUACAAAUCUUACAAGGCCUUUCA
Molecule: messenger RNA, 1789 nt
Organism: Zingiber officinale
Lineage: Eukaryota; Viridiplantae; Streptophyta; Magnoliopsida; Zingiberales; Zingiberaceae
Exons: 9
Cellular component (GO): AP-5 adaptor complex
Source: RefSeq, a predicted model, not a curated record